Microthlaspi erraticum is the source of this 978-nucleotide messenger RNA. The record is from the annotation of a GenBank genome assembly. Lineage: Eukaryota; Viridiplantae; Streptophyta; Magnoliopsida; Brassicales; Brassicaceae.
AUGAUGGAAGAAGAAUCAGUAACUCAAGAACUCCGUCUUCACGUCAAUGGAGAACCUGGAGGCAAAUUUUCCACUUUCAAUAAACAGAGAAGUCACAGCUACUCAUGGAGGUUAAGAGUGUCUCUCUACGUGUUUCUCCUCUUAGCUGGCGAGACAAUAGCCACUCUCUUAGGUAGACUUUACUACGACAAAGGAGGCAACAGCACAUGGCUCGAGACCUUGGUUCAGCUUGUUGGGUUUCCUUUAACCAUUCCUUGUUAUUAUUUCAUAAAGCCAGAGCCUUCCAAGAUUCACACUUUUUAUACUCAACUCGCUUGUCUCUUGACCAUAUCUUCAACACUUCUUGUCAUCCAACCUGAUCAUGAAUCUUCUAUUUCUGAGUCCUCUGCCAAAUACAACUAUGUGAUUGGAUACAUCUGCGCGAUUUGUAGCUCAGCCGGGUAUUCUCUGGUGCUUUCUUUAAUGGAUUACGUGUUCGAAAACGUUCUAAAGGAAAGCAGUUUCAAGAAGAUUUUAGAUAUGGACAGAUACCCUUCUUUGGUAGCAACUUGUGCAGUUUUGGUUGGACUUUUUGCAAGUGGUGGGUGGCAGAUGCUGAGGACAGAAAUGGAAGAGUUUAAACUUGGGAAAAGCUCUUACAUUUUGAUAGCUCUUGGUUCAACAGUAUCAUGGCAAGCUUUUUCCAUUGGUAGUUUGGGUUUGAUUCUUGAAAUUUCAUCGCUCUUCUCAAAUGUCAUAGGCACUCUUGGUUUACCAGUUGUUCCUAUUCUUGGUGUUGUGUUCUUCAAAGAAGAAAUGAGUGGAAUCAAGUUGAUUGCGAUGGUUUUGGCUAUAUGGGGAUUUGUUUCUUAUGCUUACCAGCAUUAUAUUGAUGAUCGGAAACCGGAAGAAGUAGAUCAUGAGAAAGAAGAAGAGCAAGAGUUUCUUCAACUUGAAGAAGAAGAAGCAAAACAAGAUAACAGUCAUAACCAAGCUUAG